Molecule: messenger RNA, 1538 nt
Organism: Pistacia vera
Lineage: Eukaryota; Viridiplantae; Streptophyta; Magnoliopsida; Sapindales; Anacardiaceae
Product: UDP-glycosyltransferase 89A2-like
Exons: 1
Coding region: 106-1491 (461 amino acids)
Molecular function (GO): UDP-glycosyltransferase activity
Source: RefSeq, a predicted model, not a curated record
AUGAGUGAUGCUAGACGACAGUCCAAUCUCACCGCCUCCUUAUAACAAUCAACCAUGCAUCUUCACUCUCAAUCUAAACACUGAUCACCACCACUCAUAGCCGCCAUGUACACCUCCACCUCCACUCAUCUCUUAAUCUUUCCUUACCCUGCUCAAGGUCACAUGCUCGCUCUCCUCGAUCUCACCCACCACUUAUCUCUCCAUAAUUUCACCAUCACCAUUUUAGUUACUCCCAAAAACCUCCCAAUUCUCACUCCUCUCCUCAACUCUCACCCUCGUAUUCAAACCCUACUUCUCCCCUUCCCCUCCCACCCUUCCAUCCCUCCCGGCGUUGAAAACGUCAAAGAACUCGGUAACGCUGGAAACUUCCCUGUCAUGUCCGCUUUGGUCAAACUUUUUGACCCCAUAAUCCACUGGUUUCACUCCCACCCCAAUCCACCUGUUGCCAUCAUAUCUGAUUUCUUUCUUGGUUGGACUUUAGACCUCGCUCGUCACCUUAAUAUUAUCAGAAUCGCUUUUUUCUCAGUCAGUGCCCUUUUGCCAUCGGUUUUUGAUUAUUGUUGGAACCAUUUUCAUGAUGUCAAGUCUUCCACUGUUGUUGAAUUGCAUGGCUUGCCAAAAUCUCCGAUUUUUAAGCAAGAGCAACUCCCUUCUGUGUUUAGACGGUAUAAAGAAUCGGAUCCUGAUUCGGAGUUCGUGAAAGAUUGCUUGUUGAAAAAUACUUUGAGUUGGGGUUGUGUAUUCAAUUCUUUUGAGGAUCUGGAAGGCGAGUAUUUGGAUUAUUUGAAAACAAAAAUAGGUCACAGUCGUGUUUUUGGCAUUGGCCCAAUUUCUUCACUGGGUACAGGGUCAAAAUCUGCAAAUGACCCGAAUUUGAGUCCGAAUGACUAUUCGUUGAAGUGGCUAGACCGGUGCCCGGAUGGCUCAGUGCUUUACGUCUGCUUCGGGAGUCAAAAGCCGUUAACAAGCGAACAAAUGAAGGCUUUGGCUUUAGGGCUUGAAAAAAGUGGGAUCCUAUUUUUAUGGGUCGUUAAAAUGGGUGAGGGGUACGGGACGAUACCCGAAGGGUUUGAGGAGCGGGUGACGGGUCGAGGGUUGAUUGUGAAGGGGUGGGCUCCUCAAGUGUCAAUAUUAAAUCAUAAAGCGGUGGGCGGAUUCUUGAGUCAUUGCGGGUGGAACUCAGUAUUAGAAGUAAUAGUGAGCGGGGUGAUGGUAUUGGGUUGGCCCAUGGAGGCAGAUCAGUUUGUUAAUGCAAGAUUGCUGGUGGAGGACAUGGGCGUGGCUGUUAGGGUGUGCGAGGGUGCUGACUCGGUGCCUGACUCAAUCGAGUUGGGGAGAGUGAUUUCUCAGGCGAUGAAUCAGUGUGGUGAAGUUAAGGUUAGAGCCAAGGAGUUGAAGGAGAAAGCUUUGGCAGCUGUGAAAAGCGGUGGGAGCUCGGCAAAGGAUUUGGAAAGACUUGUGCAAGAACUGAAAAAUCUUCAAGAUAAAUGAGGUUUAAUUACAAUUUCAUGAAUCAUAAGUAAUAAUGUCUUUGAUUU